Myzus persicae (green peach aphid) is the source of this 1957-nucleotide messenger RNA. It is a transcript of the gene Dbp21E2, whose product is annotated as probable ATP-dependent RNA helicase DDX28. The transcript is spliced from 12 exons. The record is from RefSeq and is a predicted model, not a curated record. Lineage: Eukaryota; Metazoa; Arthropoda; Insecta; Hemiptera; Aphididae. Bases 6 to 1850 code for a protein of 614 amino acids. Gene Ontology annotation, molecular function: nucleic acid binding; ATP binding.
UCAUAAUGAUAAUAUUCAUUGAUGAAUUUUGGCGUUCUCAAAAUUUAUUUCACCAAAUUUGGUUAUCCAGCGUCAAUAAUGCGUUAAUACACAAUAACGCAAAGAACGUACACUACGGUUUAUUGUUGUUUGAAAUGGCACUUCAUGCUCGUGCUGUAAAAUUUGGUUUACAGAGGAUUUGUUUGGCACCUGUGUUGUUUCGAUGCAACACACAUGCCGCAUGCCGUUUGGGUUUGGAAUUUAGUUUUUCGACAUCCAAUGAUACACCUAAACGUACCCCAAACGUACGAUAUUUAAGCUCAAACAAUGAAAAAGUUAUUGAUCUUAGUUACUCCGACAUUGAUCCAGUGUACAUACCAGUUAAGAAAGAAAUAGUUGAUAAACAAGAUUUACAUGAAGAAGAUCAACAUUCAAUCAAUUCUGAAAUUGUUAUUAAGUGUAAAAGAAAAAAUUUGAAUCACGAGAGGAAUCAGAAAUAUGAUCAGUUUAAAGAAAUUCCAUUGGCAUCAAAAAGAUGGAAGAACAAGAAGGCUAAAGAUGAUUAUUUUACAAUUCAUAUUUAUAAUGAUGAUUAUUUACCUCAGAGCAGAAAGAGUUUUUAUGAAUUUAAAAACACUGGACUAUCAAAAAAUAUUCUUCAGAUUUUAAAACAACAUGAAAUCACUAUUCCCUCACAAAUUCAAGCUCUUGGAAUCCCAUCAAUACUAAAAGGAAAUAACACUUUGCUUGCAGCUGAAACAGGUUGCGGCAAAACAUUAGCAUACUUGGCACCAAUUAUUCAACAAGUAUUAGCUUAUAAAGAAAGAGUAAAAUUUCAAAAUCAGUUCAACUGUCCUUUAUCCUUAGUUAUUGUACCUGGCAGAGAAUUAGCUGAUCAAAUUGGAGAGAUUGCUAAAUGGUUUACUGAAGAUUUACCAUUGAAUGUAAAAGUAAUUACUGGAGGACAUACAAAGAGGCAGAUAGUGAAUCCAGUUUUUGAGGAAAAUGAUAUAAUUAUUGCUACAUUAGGAGCAUUGAGCAAAUUAACAAACACUGGCAUAUACUCAAUGCGUUACGUACGUCAUGUUGUACUAGAUGAAGCAGAUACUCUAAUGGACGAUAGUUUCAAUGAACUAAUGACUCAUUUCUUAUCUAGAUUCCAAUUUAAAGGUCAUAAUGCAAAUUCUAAUUUGACUCAAUUGUUGUUGGUUAGUGCCACAAUGCCAACAAGCUUAUCUGAUAUAUUGGGCGGUUUAAUCGAUAUGGACAGUUUGAACAAGAUCAAAACGGACAAAUUACAUGCCAUUCUCCCUCAUGUUCAACAAAGAUUUAUUAAAACUAAUCAGGGUGAAAAACCAUCAAAUUUGUUGUUACAUGCAAAAAAACUCUCCAAAAGCAAUACUCCUUCAAUUAUAUUUUGUAACAAAUCAAGUACCUGUGAUUGGGCUACCAUGUUUUUAAAUGAAAAUGGCAUCGAGGCAGUGAAUUUGCAUGGUGACAUGCCAUAUGAACAUAGACUAGGGAAAUUCAAAAAAUACCAAGAUGGUGAAGUUAACAUUAUGGUUAGCACGGAUGUGGGAUCCAGAGGAUUAAAUACAAUUAGGACUAAGCAUAUUAUAAACUAUGACUUUCCUACGUAUAUUGCUGAUUAUAUCCAUCGAUGUGGGCGUACCGGACGUUUAAAUGCUGGUACGGAUGGCAAAGUCACCAAUUAUAUCAGUACAAAUAAUGAUUGUGAAUUGGUCCAAAAAAUUGAAUUAGCUGCACGUACUAUGAAAUCAUUACCAAACGUCAAUGGAAAUAUAACUAAAAUACGAAGAUUCCAUAUAUUGAACCAACUGGAAAACAAAGCAGCCAAAAAAUUAGAUUAAUAUUUAUUAUUUUUUUAUAUUAUAUUUUAAACUUGUUUAUAAAAUCGUAAUUAAAUGUGAUAUUGACGACAGAGUAUUGCAAUAAUUACAUAUCAGUAUUUUGGAUA